This is a messenger RNA of Didymodactylos carnosus, 375 nucleotides long. The record is from the annotation of a GenBank genome assembly. NCBI's taxonomy places the organism in Eukaryota, Metazoa, Rotifera, Eurotatoria, Philodinida, Philodinidae.
AUGAUUUUACUGCCAAAAACUAAAUGCAGUACUGUUAGUGUCGAAGAUACACGCCCUAUAUCUUUACUACCAUGUUUUUCUAAAUUGUAUGAAAAAUGUUUUCUUGUUCAUUUUCGUAUAUGGGUUCAAGAUGCCGGUAUACUUCCCGAUGAACAGACUGGUUUUAGACAGGGUCAUAAUAUGGCAGUGCAAAUCGUAUCAAUUAUUGAUCAGAUCGGUCAAAGUUUAAAUCAAAAUACCGCUGCAGCAGCAUUAUUUGUCGAUUUUAAAGCGGCGUUUAAUCAACUAUGGUACAAAGGUUUAUGGCUUAAACUUCGUAGGCUGGGCUGUCCUUUGCACCUAUUGGCUUGGUUACGUUCUUAUCUAAAGAAUUGA